AUGAAGACUGUCUACACCGGCCUAGGCCGGCAAGCCCCCGUGCAGCCCGGCCAUGGUGCCUUGUUUCUGUCUAUUUUUGCUCUGAGUGCAUAUUUCUACCUACCGACCGAGAACUCUGAAGUUGUGACAUCCGGUAGCGAUGCAGUACGUCUGGCGAUUAUUUGGAGCAAGGCUGCUCUGGAGGUGUUGGAUCAUGUCAAAGCAACGGCUUCGGAAGGAGUCGAGACUAUCCAGGCUUACAUAAUAUUAUCUUAUGUAACCUACCACCUCGAUGGCUUCACCGCCAAAGGACGCCACCUACGAUCUGCGGCGGUCUCUGUAGCUGUGGAUAUCGGCCUGCACCGGGUCGACGCCGCCGGAACGGGUCCUCGUAUGAGGCGCGGAGCCAGUCCUCGCGACACCAUCGACCAGGAGGUCAAGAGAAGAGUUUUCUGGCAUAUAGUAUCAACAGACUGGCUCCAGUCGACCCUUUCUGGACCCCAGGAAGGCAUGUAUCUCCUACACCCAAAUCACAUUCAAACCGGCCUCCCCAAGGACUGCGACGAUGAUAGCAUUCUGAUGGACGGUGAGAACCACCCAGCUGAUGGAUCUCGUCUCACAAGCAUGACCUGGUAUCUCACAAGGGUCCAGCUCGCUCAGCUUUGUCGUCAAGUCACCGAUACCUUGCCCCUAGGCAUCUCCGAGCUCGUUCAACUCCCGUACGAUCAUGUCAUAGAUCUCGACAAGAGAUUCCUGGACUUCUUCUCAGGUUUGCCGUUCUAUCUCCGUCAGGACGGUGACAGCCGCGAGAAGAGCAGAGCCAUUGAGACUGCCUACCCAAGAAUCCCGGGCAUGCGGUACUGCAUCAUCACAGCUGCCCAUAGCAGACGCUGCAGACUCCAUCAAAAGUUUCUCCUCCGGCACUCGUCCGAUCCCCGCUAUGCAUACUCGAGGCAAGCAUGUCUAGAGUCGGCUCGUGCUGUUGUCCGUGCCUACGAUGAUUCGAAGUUUGGCUAUGCAUCCCCAGCUUUUGCAUCCGCCCGGAUGGCUAUGGCCGUCCAUUUCACACAUCUAGGACUUGUAGUCUUGGUCAUGGACUUGUGCUUCAACAGGGGUCUGCCGGGAGAGGAGGAGAGGAAGGCGGAAGUCAAGGCAGCUCUCUCAUUGCUAGAAGAGGCCAGGGAUGUCUCUUCACUGAUCAGCCAAUCGCUAAAUGCUCUUCAAGGAAUGCUUCGAAAGCACAACAUUGAUCUGGGAGCCUCGAGUCAGAUUGAUCACCACCCUCAACAGCCGGAUAGCGCAAAUGAGGAGUCGGCCGACAUCCGCAUGCAGAUCGUUCAGCCAGAUUUUGACUUCCCGGCCUCUGAUGUUUUGAUGGAGCCGUCUUUUGACGAGUUUUGGCAGUUUGCAGUUCAGGAUGACAUCAAUCAGGAUUCUGGUGUUUGGGAUAACUUCUUUUCGGCGCUUGAUUCUCGCCCACUUUGA
Molecule: messenger RNA, 1464 nt
Organism: Thyridium curvatum
Lineage: Eukaryota; Fungi; Ascomycota; Sordariomycetes; Thyridiales; Thyridiaceae
Exons: 2
Coding region: 1-1464 (487 amino acids)
Biological process (GO): DNA-templated transcription
Molecular function (GO): DNA binding; zinc ion binding
Source: RefSeq, a predicted model, not a curated record